UGUUAUCGUAACGAUACCAUGUUAUCAAACACAUGGUAAAACCGCCGCAUAUUUACAUUUAGCAAAAAGAAACCUGCGCUACAGCUAUAUAUGCUUGCUCACCUUCGACGCGUCGGAUUGUCCCUGAACCGCCAAAUUCGGAGCCACAUCGCAUUCAAUUCAAAUGACAGAAUGAGCAGCACCUGUGGCUUAGACACGGACAUCGUGUGGAUGGACUUGGAGAUGACCGGGCUGGACAUUGAAAAGGACAAAAUCCUCGAGGUGGCCUGCAUCAUUACGGACCAGGACCUGAACGUGAAGUCGGAGGGACCAUGCUUUGCCAUCAACCAUCCGCAGGAGGUCUACGACUCGAUGAACGAGUGGUGCAUGAAACAUCAUUACAAUUCAGGUCUUAUUGAUCGAUGCAAGAGCUCGGAUGUGAAUCUCGAAGAAGCCUCCAAUCUAGUGCUAUCCUAUCUCGAGAAGAACAUACCAAAGCGCGCCUGUCCGCUUGGUGGGAACUCCGUCUACACCGACCGACUAUUCAUUAUGAAAUUCAUGCCAUUGGUAGAUGCUUACCUGCAUUACCGCAUCGUCGAUGUGUCCACCAUCAAGGAACUGGCCAAGCGAUGGCAUCCCGCAAUUCUGGAUUCCGCUCCCAAAAAAUCUUUCACGCAUCGUAGUCUGGACGACAUCCGAGAAAGCAUCAAAGAGCUUGCGUAUUACAAAGCGAACUUAUUUAAAUAAAUUAAAGCAAGAAUUUAAAGCACCCUAGGAAUUCUUUCAAUACCUAAUGCUUUAUUGGCAAUAUGAGUCUAUAAUAAUUUUGGAUAAAAGUCCGCGUUGUAUUGUUAAGCGUGAAGUUAGGCUUAUAUUAUUGACAAAUGCAUUAUGUUAAAAAUAGAUGUACAAUAUCGUUUAGUGUAUUUUCCGUAUAUGCACGGAGAAACAGAAAUAAAAAUACGAUAGCAAUAAAGAAUUCAAUGCUAGU
Messenger RNA from Drosophila melanogaster (fruit fly), 970 nucleotides. RefSeq lists its product as uncharacterized. Gene Ontology annotation, molecular function: nucleic acid binding; 3'-5'-RNA exonuclease activity. The transcript has a single exon. The coding region runs from base 91 to 726 and encodes 211 amino acids. The record is from RefSeq and is marked reviewed. Gene Ontology annotation, biological process: RNA metabolic process. Lineage: Eukaryota; Metazoa; Arthropoda; Insecta; Diptera; Drosophilidae.